GCGCCCCGGGCGCUAGCCCCCCACCCUCUCCAGCGCCCCGCUGCUGGCCAGCCCCCCCGACGAUGCCCCAUGUCCCACCCGUCCCCGCGAACCCCCAGCCCAGCUCAGCCCUGAGCGCCCGCAGCUGUUGCGCCGUCGCGCCAGGCAUGCAGUAAAGGCUAAAAAUCUGGGUCACAGCUGAGGAAGAUCUCCGACAUGGAGUCCAGGAUGUGGCCUGCACUGCUGCUGUCCCACCUUAUCCCUCUCUGGCCACUGUUGUUGCUGCCCCUCCCGCCACCUGCUCAAGGCUCCUCCUCCUCUUCCCCUCGAACCCCACCAGCCCCUGCCCGUCCCCCAUGUGCCCGGGGAGGCCCCUCGGCCCCACGUCAUGUGUGCGUGUGGGAGCGGGCACCCCCACCAAGCCGAUCCCCUCGGGUCCCAAGAUUAAGGCGGCAAGUCCUGCCUGGCACUGCGCCCCCUGCAACCCCAUCAGGCUUUGAGGAGGGGCCACCCUCAUCCCAGUACCCCUGGGCUAUUGUAUGGGGCCCUACGGUGUCUCGAGAGGAUGGGGGGGACCCCAACUCUGCCAAUCCUGGAUUCCUGCCCCUGGACUAUGGUUUUGCAGCCCCUCAUGGGCUGGCUACCCCACACCCCAACUCAGACUCCAUGCGGGGUGAUGGAGAUGGGAUCAUCCUUAGAGAAGCACCUGCCACCCUGCGGCCAUUCUUGUUUGGGGGCCGUGGGGAAGGUGUGGACCCCCAGCUCUAUGUCACAAUUACCAUCUCCAUCAUUAUUGUUCUCGUGGCCACUGGCAUCAUCUUCAAAUUCUGCUGGGACCGCAGCCAGAAGCGGCGCAGGCCCUCAGGACAGCAAGGUGCCCUGAGGCAGGAGGAGAGCCAGCAGCCACUGACAGACCUGUCCCCAGCUGGGGUCACUGUGCUGGGGGCCUUUGGGGACUCACCUAGCCCCACCCCUGACCAUGAGGAGCCCCGAGGGGGACCCCGGCCUGGGAUGCCCCAGCCCAAGGGGGCUCCAGCCUUCCAGUUGAACCGGAUUCCCCUGGUGAAUCUGUGAUGCUCCCCCAAUGUUGGGGUGCCGCCAAGCAGGAGGCCAAGGGGCCAGCACAGCCCCCAUCCCACUGAGGGUGGGGCAGCUGUGGGAGCUGGAGCUGCAGGCGCUCCUGGCUCCUGCCCUUGCACACCAACCUGGAACACUCACUGGCCCCAUAGGCAAUCAUACCUGCUCACCCUCCUUUAAGUGGGGACCUCACAUAUUUGUGGCUCUGGUCCCCCAUCCCCACCCUUGCACACUCACAUGAAAGCCUUGCACACUCACCUCCACCCUCACGGGUCAUUGCACACACUCAUGCUCUUGUGCAGCCAGUCUUCUGUAUCCUCUCCCCGUCCACCUGUCUCCCCUCGUGGAUCCCUCAUAUUCUCCUUUUUGUUUCACUUUUCACUUUCUCUUCUUCCCACAUUCCAAGCUCAGCUCAGUCACUCAGUGGUCUGUGGGUGACUUUACCAUUUCCUCUCUCAUGCAUUUCCUGGCCCCAUGUUGUGGUGUUGCCUGUCGUGCCCACGCUGUCCCUCAUGAACACCCACUGAUCUAGUUACUGUGGCUCCUGCAUGCUGCCCCAGAGGUGGGUGGGAGGUGAGCUGGGGGCUCCUGGUGCCCCCUCUGUCAUGGUCCCAUCCUGUUCCAUGUCAUGUGUUUCACAGUGUCCCCAAUCCACUCCACGGGCACUCUCAUUACCCUGAGGGCUACUCCAUAGGAAUGAGGGUAGUGAGGCCCCACACUUUUCCCCUCCCCCACUGCUCAAGUAUUGUCUGGGAGAUGGGUUUUGGGGAAGUCACCUGCUGCACUACCUGGGAAAGGGGCUCCCAUUGUCCCUUCCCUUCCUCCGAAGUCUUUUGUCUUGUCUGUCCUGCCUGUCUCUGUGUGACACUCUCUGGAAUUCAGAGCCCCCCCCACCCCAGCCAGUCUUCCCAGCCUCCCUGAGGGCCUCCCUAAUUCCAGAGGCUGCCAGGGACUGGAGCCAGCUGGUUCAAGGCCAUGGGGAGCUCUACCUUCCCAUCUACCCCUCCCCUUCCCGGGCUCCCUCUCAUCCCUCUCACCUUCCCUCCUUUGUUCUUCCACUCUCCCUCCUUUUGCCUCCUCACCCCAGGUUUGUCUCUACUUCUCAUCGUUUCUCCCACCUUCCUUCUUUCUUCCUCUUACCUGGCUCCUAUGCUGUGAUAUAUAUUUUUGUAUUAUCUCUUUCUUCUUGUGGUGAUAAUCUUGAAUUCUUGUGGGAUGUAAGUUUCAAAAUUUUCAAAUAAAGCCUUUGCAAGAUA
Messenger RNA from Rhinolophus ferrumequinum (greater horseshoe bat), 2312 nucleotides. RefSeq names its product PILR alpha associated neural protein (gene PIANP). Gene Ontology annotation, biological process: regulation of immune response. NCBI's taxonomy places the organism in Eukaryota, Metazoa, Chordata, Mammalia, Chiroptera, Rhinolophidae. Bases 196 to 1053 code for a protein of 285 amino acids. Gene Ontology annotation, cellular component: membrane. The transcript has 6 exons. The record is from RefSeq and is a predicted model, not a curated record.